GGAGCAGCUUGUGUGGCUGUUGUUCCUGGCUUUGAGGGGUGCCCCGCCCACUGGUCACCCACUGAGCUUGGGGCGGGGCUGCCUUGGCCUGCGGAGAGAGGGCCACGCCAGCGGAAGGACUGCCUGAGCUGGGAGGUGGCUGGACUAGCUUCACUACACAGACUCCAGCGUCCCCGCCCCUUCCGUCUCCUCCACCUGGCCUGGAGCCCUCGUUUGGAAUUGACCUUUUAGACACUCUAGGUGGAGACAGUAGUCAAGAUGGCUAGGAACACCUCACCAUCACCUGCCCCCAGUGUUUUCGCAGACUGUUCUGUGCUCUCAGGCAAGUUACUGCGGGUGGAAAGGAGGAGGGGAAGUCGAACAACCAUGUGGGCUAUUUCUAACAGAAGAGGGUCUUGCCAUGUCCCGUCUAGUCCUCUUGACAGGCUGGAACCACAAUCCUUUGUGCCCAACUUAAGCCGUUUUUCCAGCCUGACCUCUAGAAAUGACUUGCCCAUCCUCCACUGGUUCCUUAGAGCUGUUAGGCAGCCAGGGCCUGGAGGAAGACUGCAGAUAGCACCUUGGCUUCACACCCCCCACCCCUUUAUCUGUUAAGUAGAACCUGAGUUUUAUCUCUCGCUGCUAUUGAUACCAUCUACAUUUGGAUAGCUAAAUAAUUGAUUUAUGGGGCCUCUGAGUAGGGGAGUGGUGCCCUCAGCCUCUCCCAUCCUAAUUUGUACUUUGUCCUGAGAGACUGAAGGUGUCCUGCCUCUGCUGUCCUUGGCUCAUUUCCCUGUUGGCCUCUGUGGCAUAGUCUUCCCUGAGACCAUCCUGUGGCUCCCUGAGGGGUUUUGUGGCAAGAAGCAACUGAAGGAAUCUUUCCCUCUCCUACACUUUCCAGGAAUUCCUGGAGAAUCAGAGAGUGACCCAGGGCCCCCAGAACAUUGCUGGUGAGGGAAUAAGCCACCCUGUGUGGGUGAGUGAGUCUUAUCUCCUCAGCUAGACCGGCCUGGCCUGGCCUGACCUCUGAGGAGGCUCUAAACAGCAGCUGGCUGGAUUCCUGGGUAUUUUUAGCUACACAGAUCCAGCUCCACCAUCACCAUGAGAGCUGGGUCCAAAUCCAGCACUCCAGGCCUGCUAGUCCUGGGGUUCUGCCAGCCUCCUGUUGAAGCUGGGGUGGGUGGGUAGGGCAGGCUGGAACCAGUAGCGGCGUGUACCCUGAACCCACCUGAGCCAGAAUCAUUCGCUUUCAGUCACUUCCUCUCUGAGGCCUCCUGCAGACUUGCUCUGAGGAUGAAGAGUGCAGACACAGGUCUCGGGGAUCUGUGGAAAGUCGGGAGCCCUCUCUUGGCUAUAUGUAGCAGAACAAGCACUUUUUCCUUCUAAGUGAAUUUUCUCCCCUGGCACAUGUAGCCAGCCAGCCUCCCUGGCUCUGGACCAAGCUCAAAGAAACCUUGCAAAGGUAAGUGGGUCCCAACACCCUCCGAGCCAUCCCCACCUUUGUGAUCCACCCUGGAGUGGCCUGCUCUAUGUUCUCUGGGGAACUUUGCCUUUGGCAUACUGUCCCUCUUUUUUUUUUUUAAUAUUUAUUUAUUAUGUAUACAGUAUUCUGUCUGUGUGUAUGUCUGCAUGCUAGAAGAGGGCACCAGACCUCAUUACAGAUGGUUGUGAGCCACCAUGUGGUUGCUGGGAAUUGAACUCAGGACCUUUGGAAGAGCAGGCAAUGCUCUUAACCACUGAGCCAUCUCUCCAGCCCCCCUUUUUUUUUUUGAUUUUCGAGACAGGGUUUCUCCGUAGCCUUUUGGUUCCUGUCCCGGAACUAGCUCUUGUAGACCAGGCUGGCCUAGAACUCACAGAGAUCCGCCUGCCUCUGCCUCCGAGUGCUGGGAUUAAAGGCGUGCGCCACCACCGCCAGGCUUUGUCCCUCCUUUUUUGUUUUGGUUGUUUGUUUGCUUUUUGAGACAUUCUUCUGUAGCUUUGUGGCCUGUCCUGAAACUAGCUCUUGUAGACCAGCCUGGCCUUGAACUCAGAGGUCCACCUGCCUCUGCCUCCCAGGAGCUGGGAUUAGAGCUCCCACCAAGGGUUUUUUUCUUUUUCUUUUUUUUAAGCAUCCUCAAAGGGCCACUAAGAUAGCGCAGCCCUUCCUCCCUUGCCUGGUUUUGACAGGAAUCAUCUGUUGACUCUUUGUAGCCAGCCCUCCUUGCCCUUCAACCAACAGUCAGGUUCUCCCUGAUAUAACUGUUACCUUGACAACCCCUUGGGCCUGUUUCCCCCUCACCACUGAAACCUGAAGAGGGUUUUCAAGCUACAGUACAUGUGCCCAAGUUGGGCACCGCUACUGCUUCCAUUGGCACAUCUUCUGCCCAACUGUACCCAAUAUAACAAACACAGCCUCCCUGGUCCCUUAGCUGAUCUCACUGGUGCUGGGAACUCCUGUCAAACUGCUUCCUCCAGACUGCCUCCCCCACAGGCAGGAACAUGGUUUCUUCUCAAUAAACAAGUUGUAAGAAAGGAAUGAACGACUUGCUGGAUUUUUGUCUAAGGGGCCCUCCUUGAUCCAGUGACAAGAGGCCUCUGCCCUAAAGCUGGAGGUUGAUCGAGGUUUUCACUCUUCCGGUCCAUGUUGGCUUUUGAGUUUCCGCGAGCGGUCGCUGCUGCCCUCUGGUGGUAGGGCUUUGCCUUGCGUCUCCUGGAGGAAAGGGGAGGGGGCGGGAAAACGAGAAGAAACCCUGACAUUUAUGGAACCUCCCGGAUCGGUAGUUUACUCCACAAAGCGAAAUUUCCUGAGUGCUUGCGGAGAACUUGCAAAUUAGGUUUCGUCUGGGUGGGGAGGGUCAAGAAGAUCCCUGAGCCCUGCUAAACUCCAGCUUGGAGGUUCGCGCUCAUGCUGGCAGGCUGCAAGGAUCCCACUCCCUGACCACUGGCCUGCUUUUAGAAGUAGAUCCUCAGCUCAUAGUAACGGGAAAAUGUCACAGUGACAUCAGCCAACUGUAUCGCUAGUACUUGUUUGUAUUAAGCUCUCGGCCAAGAGCUACUUGAAUGGUGAUGGGAGUGGAAUUCCUGGGGUGAAAGACACGGAGCCAGAGGACACCAGAACGCUUCUUGGUGGAGAUGGGGACUAUAGGUUUCCAAAGUUUAAGGAAGGGCCAGGUGCUCUCGACCUGUCAGAGUCACGACAGUGUCACUUAGGUUCACCCCUCUAAGCCUUGCUAGAUACUACCUAUGUAUUUUGAGUCAGUCCUGGAAAUAGGCUGUUCACCUGAAGUCACUGCAGAAGGCGUUUCCCGGCAGGGGGCGCUACGGUUCCACGGUGCGGGUCAACAGAACAUCCGAGUAGAGACGGGAAGAGAGCAGAAUUCCUGUAUUCCCACACUGACGAGGGCCAGGCGCAAACUAUGUGGACACACACAACCCACGUUCUGGUGUCUUCUCGGGAACGAGCCGCGGGACUACAACCCGGAGGAAAACAGGCCACACUGGCCGACUAGCUGCAAGGGCUGGAUGCGAACCUGGUUGCCGGGUACAGCCCCCAAUUAAGGAGUCUACGGGGGGGGGGGUGAAGCUGGCCAAUCAAAGAGUCCUCGCUAGGAGGCGGAGCCUGCCAAUCAAGGGCUGUCGGUGUGAAGAGGCAGAAACCACGAAUCUAACAGAGCUGGGGGUGUGCAGGCACACGUGGUGAAGGGGAUGCGCUGCGCUUGCGGUUCAGCAUCCGGUUCCUCCGUUUUUUUCGUUUCCCCCGGGACUAAGACAAACACCCAGGGCUGGGAACGUAGCAGAGUAAUUGUGGCAACGAGGGGAACCCGGGAGGCUGCCUGGCAGAAGUGGCGACAGCUGCCCGAGGGCGGAGCCUCGUAGCCCCGCCCUGCCGCCCCGCCCCCGCCCUGUCGCUCAACUGGGCUCUGGCCAGAGCGCAGCAUCCAGCGCGCUGCGGGCUCCGGGCUAUGGACGCCCCAGGUGCCCCGGUCCCAGCCGCUGCCCCCAGCUCCGCAAGGAAGGAGCUGAAGAUAGUGAUCGUGGGUGAUGGUGGCUGCGGCAAGACGUCGCUGCUUAUGGUGUAUUGCCAAGGCUCCUUUCCCGAGGUGAGGCCCGGGCAGGAAGAUUAUGAUCGGCUGCGGCCCCUGUCCUACCAGAACACACACCUCGUUCUCAUCUGCUAUGACGUUAUGAACCCCACCAGCUACGACAAUGUCCUCAUCAAGUGGUUCCCCGAAGUAACACAUUUCUGCCGAGGGACCCCCGUGGUUCUCAUCGGCUGCAAGACAGACCUGAGGAAGGACAAGGAGCAGCUGCGAAAGCUCCGGGCAGCCCAGCUGGAGCCCAUCACCUACACACAGGGCUUGAGUGCCUGCGAACAGAUGAGAGCUGCGCUCUACCUGGAAUGUUCCGCCAAGUUUCGGGAGAAUGUGGAAGAUGUCUUCAGGGAAGCUGCCAAGGUGGCCCUCAGUGCCCUGAAGAAAGCACAAAGGCAGAAAAAGCGCAGGAUCUGCCUGCUGCUGUGACCUUGGGGCGCACAGCCCUGAGCAGAGCUGUCCGGGUUAGGGACCCAGGCCUCGGCUCCUACUGGGAUUUUAUCCCGUCAGAGCACUGGGGCUAGACUCUUGGAACAUUCUGGAACUGUUCCCUUUGGGUUCAUGCUAUGGUUCGAUGGUGAAUGAAGAUGCCAGACCCACCAGUGUCCCUCUCCCCUGGGGCUGACACUUGUUCCCAGGCUGCAGGAGGGCCCUCAGAACAGCUCUUCUCGCCCCAGCCAUGCGUGUUUCCCUUUCCAAAGCCAAUUCAUGCUUGAAACUCAGAAAGGCACGGAGAGUGUGGAGAAGUGUGGAUGUGCACUACUGCUCCCAAGUGUCCCAAGGCCACCGUUCCUCUGUCACCCUCCCUGAGCUCCUGAGAUAGCUUGGCUACAUCCUCCAUCCUCUUCCUCCUCCCCGCCAGGAACCGAGGGCCACAGCCUAUCAAGAGAACACAGGCAUCAAGCCGGACAUGGGCAGGCACCAGCUGUUCCUGCUGUACCACACUGAAGACUUUUGUCUUAGCCUGAGACACAUGUUCAGGGGAAGAAGAAACAAUCUCUUAAAAGGUCAAAAUAUACUCAGGCCUCCCAUCCGAUCCCUACCCCAGAUUUCACCUCCAAACCCGCAACUGACUUCCACUGGGGACUCCUGAUGGACAGUGCCUGCACCCCAUCAGAGACCUCAGGCGAAUGGACUCUCCCCUUAGACCAUCCCCAUCUGUAAGCGGCCAGGACUGGGUCAUCAUUCCACCCUAUUCAGUGUCUGCUUCUACCAGGAUGCGGGGCUCAGGAAUGGCCUGUCCCUGUCUCCUUCCAGAACUAACCUGCAGACCACCAAUGUCCACAACAGCAAGACUCCUGAGCUCUGAAAUUCCUUCCGGAAGGUCUAGACUCUGCAUUUCAGAACUUUUCAAGCCAAGUUUCCCAGGUGGUUUUAGUGCCCCCAAGAGGAAGUCAGCAUCCCCCAAGAAGAAACCAUGGCCUAGGCUGGCUCAUCUGUCCUAGGACCUCUUGACUCAGCCCCCAAAGUCAGGUUGCCAAGGAAAGGGACUUCUGGCCCCCUACCCCGCAAGUGCCCCAAGGCCCUGCUGUCCCCUGCAGAGCUAACCAAGGACCUCUUGGUCUCUCAGAAUCCAAGGCCUUGUAGAUAAAUUAUGAUGUAGGGCAGAGGUCAACAAACCACAGCCUGUGGGCCACACGUGGCCACUGCCUGUUUUGUAAAUAAAGUUUUAUUGAACUGCCA
Molecule: messenger RNA, 5732 nt
Organism: Alexandromys fortis (reed vole)
Lineage: Eukaryota; Metazoa; Chordata; Mammalia; Rodentia; Cricetidae
Gene: Rhof
Product: ras homolog family member F, filopodia associated
Exons: 4
Coding region: 3921-4478 (185 amino acids)
Biological process (GO): small GTPase-mediated signal transduction
Cellular component (GO): cytosol
Molecular function (GO): GTP binding; protein kinase binding; GTPase activity
Source: RefSeq, a predicted model, not a curated record